AUGAGUGGUAAUGCUGAUAUGGUUGCUUUUAUUGUUGAUAAAUAUGAAAUUGAUUUGGAAGAAGUUUAUGAAGAAAAACCAGAAAAUUUCCAUGAAGCUGUUGAUUUGAUUGAAGAUCCAACAGAUUUCAUUAUUUUCUUUGUUGAUAAGGGUUAUAAGUUCUUUGAUGUAAUAGAUAUGGUAGGAAACAGAGCAAUGGUUUCUUGUAUUACAAAAGGAAACCUUGAAAAAGUCAAGAAAUUGGUUGAAAGAAAAGUUCCUGUUGAUCAAAAGAAUGAAGAUGAUUUUGCACCGCUUUUCGUUUCUUUGUUGAAGAAUCAGACAGAAAUUGCGAAGUUCUUAGUUGAAAGUGGUUGUAUCUACAAGGCAAAGGCUGUUGGAGGAUUGACACCACUUCAUCAUGCAGCACAAAAUAAUAAUCUUGAAUUAGUUAAGUUUUUCGUUGAAAAAGGAAUCAGAGUUAAUGAAAUUGAUUUCAGGGGAAAUUCUGCUUUAGAUCUUGCAAAAGAAAAAGGAUAUAAAGAAAUUGUUGAUUUCCUUUUAUCACAAAGUGCUUCUGAAGAUGCUAAGAGUUUAGAAGAGAAUAAAUAUAGUUUGGAAAAAGCUCUUCAUACUAAAGAUGAUGCAAUGUUUAUGCAAGUGAUGGAAACUGAAGGAUUAGAUGUUAACAUGAUGAUAAAUGGAAUGUCAUUGAUAGAAAACUGUUUUUACAAUGAAAUGCCUGAUUCCAUAGCUUAUUUAAUAAAGAAUGGUGCAGAAGUUGAUUUCAAUAAAGAAUUUAUUGAUGUGAUAAAUAAAUUUUGA
Messenger RNA from Trichomonas vaginalis G3, 804 nucleotides. Its product is annotated as spectrin binding. The coding region runs from base 1 to 804 and encodes 267 amino acids. The record is from RefSeq and is a predicted model, not a curated record. The transcript has a single exon. Lineage: Eukaryota; Parabasalia; Trichomonadida; Trichomonadidae. Gene Ontology annotation, molecular function: protein binding.